Dendronephthya gigantea is the source of this 2681-nucleotide messenger RNA. Its product is annotated as THO complex subunit 5 homolog. Bases 108 to 2264 code for a protein of 718 amino acids. Lineage: Eukaryota; Metazoa; Cnidaria; Anthozoa; Malacalcyonacea; Nephtheidae. The record is from RefSeq and is a predicted model, not a curated record. Gene Ontology annotation, molecular function: mRNA binding. Gene Ontology annotation, biological process: mRNA export from nucleus; positive regulation of DNA-templated transcription, elongation. The transcript is spliced from 21 exons. Gene Ontology annotation, cellular component: THO complex part of transcription export complex.
GCUAUGGUACUGAGGGAUAACCAAAAUUGCUGAAGACCAAGAUGGCGGUGGCAUUGUGUAGAUUUUAAAGUCGUUUUUAGUGUUUUUUAUAUCAAAAUAACUACAUAAUGAGAGCAAAAAGGUCGCGUACUUCGUCUGAUGCAACGAGUUCAUCACCUCAGCCUUCUAAGAAGCUUGUCAAAGCAAGCUCCACUACAGAAGAUGAGUCAAAAUCAACCCGAACUCGACCGGCAUCGACUAGUUCAAGCUUGAACACAGGUGCUAGCAGUGGCAGCAGUAAGAACGCUCAAUCUGAGGUUGUUAAAAGCCAAUCUUUCAAGGAUAUGGAGAAGUAUAGAAAGGCAUGCCGAACUAUAAAAAGCUUGUUUGAACAAAUGAAAGUCCUCAAAGACCAAGGCGUUGAAAAAACAGACCCUGGACUGAACAGUCUCCACAUGCAAUGUCUGCUGUCCUUUGUUUCUCUCAAGAAAUGUAAUCGCUCAACUCAGAUACGAAAUAAACAAGCACGAGAAAAAACACAGGAGGCAAAACAGGAAGUUGAUAGUCUACAUCUUCAGCUGCAAAAUUUGCUUUAUGAGAUAACACAUUUGAAGAAGGAAAUUAAUAAAUGCCUACAGUUCAAAUCAAAGGAUCAGGAAAUUGAUUUAGUUUCCGAGGAGGAGUUUUGUAAAGAAAACGGAAAAAAUAUGGAUGAAUUAUUAACAGAAAGUUCACACGAUCGUAUGCUGUCAAGACUUGGCUGGGAACUACAGGAGAGAAAAAGUUUAACAGGAAAGAAGCAAAAUUAUGUUGCUGAAAGAAAGAUGAUAUCACAGGAAAUUCAAACAAAGAAAGAGUUUCUGAACAGCUUGGAGCCACAACUCAAAACUAUUCUUAAGGCUACAUCACCAAUACAAGAAUUCUUGGGUUUACGGUUAGAAAGCAAGAGACUUCAGUAUCAGACUGCCAAGUAUUUGCCAAGGCCACUUUAUGUCCUGUUUGUUCAAUCAAUGGCAUACCAAGAAGCUUGUGAUCCUCAUAUGAUAGUGGAGAUUAUUGGCGAUGUUGAGGCAGCCAAGGCUGUGAUUGAAGAUAAACCAGGUGUUGUUGAUGUUGAUUUUGAUGAAAAAAUUGAAAAGAACGAGGAAGAUGAACCAGAGGCAGAGGAACAACCCAAGAAACGCCAUCAUCGCCGAACUACCGAGGAACUUUGCGGGGAAGAAAAAAUUAAAACGGCCCUCAAAGAACACCCACUGCAGGUCCAGCUUGAGCUGAUAUGCAAAGCCGAAGAGAAGUCGGUUUUGUUGUUCAGUUACAUCCAAUCUCUGAACAUUGUCACGGUGACUGUUUCCAUUUCUUCCACACAACCGGACAAUUCUCCCGUAUUUUCUGGAAGAUCCUUGCUUUCCCCAGAUUCCGUUCUCACGUGUCUCUUCCCCCAGGACUUUGGUGACGUCACGCCAAAUCCAGCCAAUCAUUUUCAACUAAGCAAUCUGGGGGUCAGCGAUGUUGCUUUUCCUAAGCUGAACAUUGGUCAUCCCUACAUCUGGGUACAGAGAAUAUGCGGACUGGAUUUUCCCUCAUUGGACGUGAAAACAGAUAAGGCUCAGGAGGUAGAACCUUCAGUCAGCGCCUCGCACAUGGAGCGCACUAUACAAGCCAUUAAAGCGAGGGUAUUGACUAGGAUUUCUCUGCAAAGUCAAUUUCAUUCCUUGGAGUCCCUGAAUAUACAGUUAAGUGACGAGGGGAGACGUUUAUUUCCUGUCAAGACUUUGAGCAAACUCGAAUCAUGGACACCGCAAACAAUAUCGGAUUUUUCAGAGUUACCGUUUGUCGACCAUAUCACACAACUUGAAUCCAUCUCCGAGAAUGAUCUGCUGUUUCUAGCAACAUUUUUAAAAGACAAAGUGAAGCUGAAGGCUGCUGUCAUCGUCCCUUGUGAUUAUCCCGUGCGGCCACCAUUGUUCACGUUGGCAGUUUCAAACAACGGUUCCUACAUCAAAAAUGACUACAUCAGGGCGUUAGAAACGGAGGUGAACGUUUUCUACGAAGAGCUCUUUGCGGGAGAUUGUAAAGAUAAUAUACUUUCGAAUCAAUUGAGAAGGCUUCAGAUGUGUUUUGAUGUUUACAAUGAUACCAACGCUGCAGGCGCCGAGGAAUUGACGAAUCAUGAGUUUUUGAUCUUGCGAACGAAACGGGGAAGAGACCGGGCCAUGGCGUUGCAGUUUGAUCAAAAUCAUCGCUGUUUUACACAUCGAUGUAAAGAGAUAAACUCCUCAUCGUAAACAUGCUUCAACUUGGAAACAACAUGCAGAGACAUCACGACUCGUAACAUAAAGAAGAAGUUGGACAAUAUUCAAGGUUGGGUCGUCUAUGGAGAACUGCGUGUGCGUUGAGAACACGCAUGGGUAUCUUUUUAAAAUAGAAGUAACUUUCACUGAUUGUUUUAGACAGUCGCAGGGGUUUUUAAUUGGUCAGUCUGGUGCUGUAAGGCAGGCAAUUAAUUUACUUGUUUUUAAAACAGCGCUUCCACAAGUUAUUUCAGACGUUAGUAUUGACUCCUGUCUCUAUAUUAGUGGCAAUGUUGGAGAAAAUUUCCUUCAGUUGUGGAUGCUCUGUUUUAAAAAGUGUCAACAUUACAAAUUCUGAAUAAGAAGAUAUUUUUCUCUGUAAAAGAGCAAUCAAAAUGUGUGUAUUUCUAG